Messenger RNA from Paramuricea clavata, 1059 nucleotides. NCBI's taxonomy places the organism in Eukaryota, Metazoa, Cnidaria, Anthozoa, Malacalcyonacea, Plexauridae. The record is from the annotation of a GenBank genome assembly.
AUGAGCAACUGGAUUCAUUCACGAGCAACUGGAUUCAUCCAGGACCAUGGGCUAAACAUUUUCACAGAUGAUGUUUGCAAUAACGAAAGCAGUGGAACUGAUGCAGAUGUGACAAGCAUUGCGGUUGAGGACGUUUAUGAUAGCACAGUUGAGGAACGACCAGAGUCAACAAAAACAGACAUAUUAGAAAGUGAAGUUGACAACCUGAGGACUGAUUUAAGCCAUCUCACAAGUGCGGUUAUCAUUGACUGGUUUAAGAAAGCGGAAAUCAUUGAGUUGCAAAAAUCAAAAUUACCGAACUCUGUGGAGGUAACCGAGCCGCAUGGUUCAAACGUUCAACCUCGAGAAGCCACAGCGUCGGCCUGAUCAGUAUGAUGAUGACUCUGUCCUCGUAAAAUGUAUAAAGGAUAUUGACAUGUUGACAUAUUUUCCCAAAAUGGAAUUGAUCAAAGAAGAUUUAACAAUAAUUUGCGGAGUGUGCAUUCCAAAAAACGAGAUGAGACUGGUUUGUCCUACUGGAAGUGCUUUACCUGCUAGGAUGUUUUUGGUUAGGAAAAGCAUGCUGCCUCGUACCCAGGCGCUUUAAAUAUAAUACAUGAAGUAUUCAGCACUCUUCCCAUCAGCCCCUUUUCCCUUCUGUCGCCACCACAAUACUUCAUGUAAACUCGGCAUACGCGCAUCGCUGUUUUUUUACAAAGAGACGCUUGGGUACGAGGCAUGUCAAGGGCUUUCAGAAAUCUCAAGAUCAGUAUACAUGUAUCUCGCCAUUUGAAGCGUGAUACACAUCAAAGCGCAAUUUCGGAAGACGAAAGUAUGACCAUCAAAAUGAAAAACGAGAGCAACCGAAACAAUGCCAUAGCCUUGCUUGUUCCAAAAUAUACUGCCGUGGACGACCGUAUACCGAUUAUGAAGAUGAGGGGUUUUUUGCUGCACAGAUGCGGAGUUGAUGUAGGAGAUAUAAAUCAUUCCUAUAAGUCUCCACAGAAAUUUGUGGAAUCUGUUGCUGAAGUUGUCAAAGAUAAUGUGAACUAUUUUCUGAUUGUUACAAAGCUAUGCUGA